GACGGAGUUGCGUGAAACAGCGUGGAACGCGUUUUGUGUGCGAGCGUCACCGAUUCGCGGCAUCAAUCGCGUUGCGUGGUAUUGCGGGUUUGGUUAUAAAUCCCGCCAUCUCCGCGCCUGUGAUCGCACGAGCUUACUGUUGCUUACAGUCGAUAUUUGUUGUUUCGUCAGCGGUUGAAUUCGCAAAAUAAGUACGUUGAUUCGCGUGCCGGUGCGUAAAUCACGAAGAAUCGGAGAGGAAGAUGUGAUAACGCCGAGGAUAUCUACGCGUCUUCUGAAUGUUUCUUUCCCCCGCCCGCUUACGACGCAGGCGUUGAUUAUAAUUUCAGAAAAGGAUCCUGUGUCACAGUAUAUACUGUGCCUGUGUAGUCGCUUGCGAGUUAAAAAUCCAAACCAUGGCGAACGUGUCUCUCGACAAGGAUAUGUUUUUCGGGCGCAUGAAGCGCCUGUACGCCGCGUGGAAGGAUGGCGAGAUUGGCACCGAUGAUAGUUUCAGUAAAAUGGAUUGUCUCGUUUCUGCUGUUGGCACUGACGAGGAUAUUGUUUACAGCAAGUCCAUAGCAUUGCAGACGUGGUUGCUCAGUUAUGAACUCACAGAUACUAUAAUGAUAUUAGCAGAAGAAUCCAUCAGUUUCUUAGCCAGUAAAAAGAAAAUUGAAUUUCUGAGAAAGGUAGAGAAUCAAAACACAGAAGAUACCGGUGUACCACCUGUGAAACUAUUUGUGAGAGACAGGAGCGAUGAAGACAAGACAAAUUUUGCAAAACUCAUUGAAGUGAUGAAGCAAAGUAAAAAAGGCAAAACUCUGGGAGUAUUUUCGAAAGAAAACUAUCCAGGUGCCUUUAUGGAUGCAUGGCGAGCCACUUUGAAAAACGAAUCUUUUGAUACGGUUGAUGUAAGUGCUGCAGCUGCUUAUGUCAUGUGCCCAAAAGAAGACAGUGAGAUAAUAACUAUAAAGAAAGCUUGUUUAAUAUCUGUGGAUGUUUUCACCAAAUAUCUUAAAGAUCAAAUAAUGGAAAUCAUAGAUUCGGACAAGAAAGUUAAACACUCAAAACUGGCUGAAGGUGUGGAUACAGCUAUCACAAAUAAGAAGUAUGUAACUGGGGUAGACGUUACACAGGUAGAUAUGUGUUACCCUGCAAUUAUACAAAGUGGUGGAAAUUAUUCGCUUAAAUUUAGCGCUGUUAGUGACAAAAAUACUACUCUUCACUUUGGUGUUAUUGUUUGUUCAUUGGGAGCACGUUACAAAUCUUAUUGUUCAAACAUAGUUAGAACUCUGUUGGUUAACCCUACAAAAACCAUUGAGGAAAAUUAUAAUUUUUUGUUACAACUGGAAGAGGAAAUCUUGAAAAAGUUGGUUGCAGGAACAAAGAUAAGUGAAAUAUAUGAGGCUGGUAUUAAAUUUGUGAAAGAUGAAAAACCAGAAAUGUUAAAUCAUUUAACAAAAAAUUUUGGAUUUGCUAUGGGCAUCGAAUUCAAAGAAAGUUCUUUGUUGUUGGGUCCAAAAAUUCAUGCAGUAGUUAAGAAGGGCAUGGUAUUUAACGUUAAUGUCGGUCUUGCAAACCUUACCAAUUCAGAUGCAACAGAUAAAGAAGGAAAAACGUACGCCCUUUUCAUAGGUGAUACGGUUAUAGUGAAUGAAGGGCAACCUGCUACUAAUUUAACACCAUCAAAGAAGAAGGUGAAAAAUAUAGGUAUAUAUGUGAAAGAUGAGGAAGAUGAAGAAGAGGAGGGAAGUGGAAAAGAAAACGAGCCAAAAGAGAUCCUGGGACGUGGAAAAAGGACAGCUGUGAUAGAAUCUAAGUUGAGAACAGAGCAUAGUUCGGAAGAGAAAAGAAAGCAACAUCAAAAGGAAUUAGCUCAACAACUGAAUGAAAUUGCUAAGGCUCGAUUGGCCCAGCAGUCUGGUGGUAAGGAACAAGAGAAGAUACGCAAAUCGGCAGUAUCCUACAAGAACUUGAGUUACAUGCCACGUGAGCCAGAAGUCAAGGAGUUGAAGUUAUAUGUGGAUAAGAAGUACGAAACUGUGAUUUUACCUAUUGCUGGUAUUCCAGUACCUUUCCACAUAUCGACAAUUAAGAAUAUUUCACAGUCGGUAGAAGGAGAUUAUACGUAUCUUAGAAUAAAUUUCUUUCAUCCUGGCGCAACCAUGGGACGAAAUGAAGGUGGAUCUUACCCCCAACUUGAUGCAACAUUUGUCAAGGAAGUAACAUAUCGAAGUACAAAUACCAAAGAGCCUGGCGAGAUCUCCGCACCGUCAUCAAACUUGAAUACGGCCUUUAGGCUAAUUAAAGAGGUCCAAAAGAAGUUCAAAAACCGGGAAGCAGAAGAAAGAGAAAAGGAAGAUCUUGUAAAACAAGAUACCUUAAUAUUAUCACAGAAUAAAGGCAAUCCAAAGUUGAAAGACUUAUAUAUCCGACCGAAUAUUGUUACAAAAAGAAUGACUGGUGGAUUAGAAGCGCACACAAAUGGAUUCCGCUAUACUUCAGUCCGCGGCGAUAAAGUGGACAUUCUUUAUAAUAAUAUUAAAAACGCUUUCUUCCAGCCGUGCGAUGGUGAAAUGAUUAUAUUGCUGCAUUUCCAUUUAAAACAUGCUAUUAUGUUUGGUAAAAAGAAGCAUGUAGACGUGCAAUUCUAUACCGAAGUUGGAGAAAUUACUACAGAUUUAGGUAAACAUCAACACAUGCAUGAUCGCGACGAUCUCGCAGCAGAACAGUCGGAACGAGAACUGAGACAUAAAUUGAAAACCGCUUUUAAAAGCUUUUGUGAAAAGGUUGAAGGAAUGACAAAGCAAGAAAUAGAAUUUGAUACACCAUUUCGGGAUUUGGGAUUUCCUGGUGCACCAUACAGGAGUACUGUCUUACUUCAACCAACUAGUGGAUGUUUGGUUAAUCUCACGGAAUGGCCUCCAUUUGUCAUUACCUUGGAAGAUGUUGAAUUGGUUCAUUUUGAAAGAGUACAAUUCCAUUUAAAGAACUUUGAUAUGAUUUUUGUUUUCAAAGAUUAUCAUAGAAAGGUAGCGAUGUUAAAUGCCAUACCUAUGAAUAUGUUAGAUCAUGUCAAGGAAUGGUUAAAUUCGUGCGAUAUUCGAUACUCUGAAGGUGUUCAGUCUUUGAAUUGGACAAAAAUUAUGAAGACUAUAACGGAUGAUCCUGAAGGAUUCUUUGAUAGCGGAGGAUGGACGUUCUUAGAUCCAGAAAGUGAUGCUGAAAAUGAUGAAGUUGAAGAUGAAGAAGAGGAAGAAGAUGACGCAUAUGAGCCAUCUGAUAUGGAGAGUGAGGAAGAUGAUGAUGAUGAUUCCGAAUAUUCUGAAGCUUCUGAAGAUUCUGACAGUGAUGAAGCUUCAUUAGGUAGCUCUGAGGAAUCGGGAAAAGAUUGGUCAGAUUUGGAAAGAGAAGCCGCUGAGGAGGAUAAAGAAAGGGGAGAGGAUCGUUAUGAGCGUGAAGAUUUUAGUUCCAGUAAAAAGAAGAAAGCACACCGAAGACAGUCUCCAUCUCCUUCAAAAGACAGGCAUAAUUCUAAGCACAAGAGUUCCGCAAAUUCAAAGGGUAAAAGCUCGUCCAAUAGCAAAGAUAAACGAUCAUCAGACAAACACAGAAUGGAUCGAUCACGGAGUGGGGGCUCACAUAAGAAGGGGUCUCCUUCCAAAUCAUCCAAACACAGCCCCAAAAAGAGUGAUAAACGUGAUAAGCACGAGAAAAGUAAAUCGUCGCAUUCUUCGUCCAGCAGUAAGAAACGCCCUCGUGAACAGAGUUCGGAAAGACGUGAUAGAGGAUCUAAGAGAUCUAAGAAGUAAAUCCAGAGGGAAUCUGCACACAGAAAAGAGCACACAGGAAAUCACAACAAAUACUAUGCUGAUUUUAAGUAAAACUUUCUUAAGACAUAGCAAUUUGUAAGAAUAGUACAUUUUCUUGCAUCGUCUAAGUGGGCAAAACAGAAAUAAUUAGCGUUAUAUUUAAAAUGAUUAUUUUUUGCCGUUCGAGUAUUUUACUUAAUACAUAUUCAAUUUGUAAGAGUAUAAAAAAAAACUUUAUUUACAGCAAUGAUAUAUUAAUAUCUUCUGUAAUCAUAUUUCUAUAUUUGCAAUUUCAAAUGUACAUAAUAAUAAAAUUUGGUACAAAAUCAAAAUAUAUAAGGAUUUAUGCAUAUUAUAUUUCUAUUUUGUGUUGUAUUUCUGUUCAACAAAAAAAUGUUAGGAAAGAUAUGAACGGCAUUUUUUUUGUAAUUUUUGCGUUUUUAAUAUUUAUGUAGUUUAUAAGAUAUUUCAUUCCAUUGCUUAUCCGAUAAUAUAAAAGAGUUGCUUUAUACCUGUAUAUGUCUCUUCUAAGUUUUCGUGACACAUAAAAAGUAUAAAGACAAAUGAAUUAGUGAGAUAACUUUGUGUGGAUUACCUCUUUUUAUCAAGGAGCGUUAUUUUAGAAAGUUGUCUCAUGUUUUACCGUGAUAUUUCUGAAUGUAUGAAAGAUACUCACAUUUAUACUGGUAAGAAAUAUAUAAUAUAGAACAGCAUUAAUAUAAGCAUCGAUGGAGCUUAAUUAUUAUAAAUAGUAAAGCAACAAUAAAAAUGCAAGACAAUGUACUAACGAUAAACGCGAGACUUAUCCACACUACAUGGGCCCUGAUAGUUUUUUUACUGUGCUUACUAAAAAAUGACGUAUUUUAGUGUUUUUAUUAUUGAAUUUAAUAUUAUAAUUAUAAUACUUAAUAUUAUUUGAAAAAAAAAAUAAUACGUCUUAUAUGACUUUUUAUAUGCUUUAGAGAAGUGGAAAUACACUUUAUAUUUCCCUCAUCAAGCCCGCGCAUUAUGUUUACGUUAUACGCUGAGAAAUAAAAGAAUCAUUGAUUCUAAACGCGAAGAAAACCUAAAUAAAUCGGAAAUUGUCCAAAA
This is a messenger RNA of Solenopsis invicta (red fire ant), 4886 nucleotides long. It is a transcript of the gene dre4, whose product is annotated as FACT complex subunit spt16. Bases 396 to 3794 code for a protein of 1132 amino acids. Gene Ontology annotation, cellular component: FACT complex. Gene Ontology annotation, biological process: transcription elongation by RNA polymerase II; positive regulation of transcription elongation by RNA polymerase II. The transcript has 17 exons. Lineage: Eukaryota; Metazoa; Arthropoda; Insecta; Hymenoptera; Formicidae. Gene Ontology annotation, molecular function: nucleosome binding. The record is from RefSeq and is a predicted model, not a curated record.